AUGCUCCCGAUCCGCCAAACGAAUAGAGAAUGGUCAAGUCGAAGAACAAAAGCAAUAUCACCUAACUUUACCUUUGAUGUAUUUCUGUCGCGAUUGUUCGCUUCCAUAAACUUAAUUUAUACAAAACCAAUCUAUCUCAAACUGUUCACAUCUAUCUAUCUAUCUAUCUAUCUAUCUAUCUAUCUAUCUAUCCCAACUGGGGAUACCAUACCAACUGGGAAAAUAGCGUCAGGUGGAGAGGUAAACACGGAACCACAAUACUUGGCUGUCCCUGACUGGAGAAACCCCGUUGGUCUCCGUGAAUGGUCUGAGCGUUUUAUUACUUGUGCACCUGUACAAGGUGAGGCCCGAGGCGUACAUUUGACUCUUUUCAUUCAAGUAACAAACUCUCACUGCUGUUUUUCUUUAUCCUUCUUUUCUUUCCUGUUGAAAUCUUUUCCGUUACGGAUUAUUAGAUCUUUCUUUCUUAUUUCAUUAUUGCUCAAAACUUCUUUAUUCCUUUUUUGUGUACCUCCUUGCUUUCUUUCCUUCAUUUUUCAACACUCCUUUACUCUUUCUUUCUUCAUUAUUAUCUCAUUAUUUUUCAAUCCUCCUUUAUUCUUUCUUUCUUUUACCUCCAUUCUUUCUUCUUUUUCUUCUUUCUUUCUUUUUUCCAUUUUUCAACACUCUUUUCUUUCUUUCUUUCUUUCUUUCUUUCUUUUCUUUCUUUCUUUCUUAUUAUCUCAUUAUUUUAAUCCUCCUCUAUUCUUUCUUUUACCUCCAUUCUUUCUUUUUUUCUUUUCUCCAUUUUUGAACAAUCUUUUUUUCUUUCUUUUUUCUUUUUCUUUCUCUCUUUCUUCAUUUUUCCAUACUCUUUCUUUCUUUUCUUCAUUUUUCAACACCCUUUCUUUCUUUAAUUUGUUUUACAUCUUUUCCGUAUAUAUUUUCCAUCACCUUUCUAUAUUUUCUUAUACCAUUAAUGUGAUUUCUUUUUUUUCCUUUACAUUUUCUUUUUCACAUAUUUCUACUUUACAUUUUUCUGUUUCUCGUUCGCCUUUUCGCUUUCCGCUUCCUCUUUUUCUUUUUCUCUUUCACAUUUUUCUCUUUCACAUUUUUCUCUUCCUCAUAUCAUUUUUCGCUUUCACAUUUUUAUCUUUUCCUUUUCUGUUUCGUAUUUUUCUCUUCGUCUUUUGA
This is a messenger RNA of Acanthosepion pharaonis, 1173 nucleotides long. NCBI's taxonomy places the organism in Eukaryota, Metazoa, Mollusca, Cephalopoda, Sepiida, Sepiidae. The record is from the annotation of a GenBank genome assembly.